Chlorella variabilis is the source of this 2856-nucleotide messenger RNA. RefSeq lists its product as hypothetical. Gene Ontology annotation, molecular function: protein serine/threonine kinase activity; ATP binding. Bases 40 to 2082 code for a protein of 680 amino acids. NCBI's taxonomy places the organism in Eukaryota, Viridiplantae, Chlorophyta, Trebouxiophyceae, Chlorellales, Chlorellaceae. The transcript is spliced from 10 exons. The record is from RefSeq and is a predicted model, not a curated record.
AUUCCAGCUGGCCGCACCACCACUGCAUGCGCCUCGCACAUGCAGGCGGUGAACGAAGUGCCCCUGGCGCACCUAGCGGCACGCUACAGUGACGGCGAAGACGACGGGGAGACGCAGCAGGCAUGCGCGCCCGCCACGCAGCAGGCAGGCGUGGGGCCGCCGCCGCCACGAGCGGCGGCGGCGCCCGCCGCCGCCAGCGCCGAAGUAGAGGCGGUCAGCGGCAGCGAAGAGGAUGAGGAGUGGGAGGACGAGGACUGGGACAGCGAGGAUGAGGAGCUGGCUUCGGCGAUGGAGUGGGCAGACCUGCGGGAGGUGCAACAGGCGCGCGGCAACAGCGGCGGCACGAUGACGCUGCCGGGGCACCGCCCCAACGCGCACGGCGGCGCGCUCAACCGCCCGCAGCACACCAAGCUGCUGCCCACGGCGGGCAACAUGGGGCGCCUGGACACACACUUCAACGCAGGGGCGGUACAGCUGCGGGACGAUCUGCUGGACACGCUGGGCGGCUACGCCGGCAGCGCCGGCUCGGCCGUGCACAACCAAGUGCGGGCGGCGCACAGCGGCAAGGCCGCCACCGCCGCCGCCACGCGCAGCAAGGACCGCAGCGACCGCGCCACAGUGGAGCAAGUGCUGGACCCCCGCACCCGCAUGGUCCUGUUCAAGAUGCUCAACCGCGGCGUGUUUGCCGAGAUCAACGGCUGCGUGUCGACGGGCAAGGAGGCCAACGUGUACCACGCCAGCGGAGCGCCACCUGGCAGCGCUGAGCUGGCCAUCAAGGUCUACAAGACCGCCAUCCUGGUGUUCAAGGACAGGGACAGGUACGUGGUGGGCGACUCCCGCUUCCAGCGCUACUGCAAGUCCAACCCGCGCAAGAUGGUGAAGCUGUGGGCGGAGAAGGAGAUGCGAAACCUGGCGCGCCUGCACGCGGCGGGCAUACUGUGCCCCAAGCCGCUGCAGCUGCGCCUGCACGUCCUGGUGAUGGAGUUCAUUGGUGAGAACGGGGUGGCGGCGCCGCGGCUCAAGGAUGCGGGGCUGCCCCCGGCCCGCAUGCGGCAGGCAUACACGGACAUGGUGGUGAUGGUGCGCACCCUGUACCAGAAGUGCCGUCUGGUGCAUGCAGACCUGUCGGAGUACAAUGUGCUGGUGCACAAGAACGAGCUGUACUGCAUAGAUGUCAGCCAGGCAGUGGAGCUGGAUCACCCGCGCGCCUUUGACUUCCUGCGGGAGGACUGCCUGCACGUCAACGAUUUCUUCCGCCGCGCGGGCGUGGCCACGCUGACUGUGCGGGAGCUGUUUGACUUUGUGGUGGACCCGGGCAUACAGGAGGGGGCGGGCAUAGAUGCGGAGCUGGACCGGCUGAUGGAGCUGGCCUGCAGCCGCCCCGCCACCAUGAGUGCUGAGCAGGAGGUGGCGGAUGCUGUGUUUGCCCAGGCCUACAUCCCUAAGAAGCUGGAUGAGGUGGCCAACCCGGAGCGGGACCAUGCCCGCCUGGCGGCCGGCACGGACACAGAGGGUAUCUACUAUCAAGCGCUGGCGGGCAUGAAGCAAGACAUGAGCGGGGCCCGCGCGGCACCAGCGGCCGGCAGCAGCAGGCAGCAGCAGGCAGCCGCGCCGCCCUCAGCGGCAGCAGCAGUGCAGCAGCCGGGGCAGCAGCAGCAGCAGCAGCAGCAGCAGCAGCAGCAGCAGCGGGGAGCGGGGCCAGCGGCCAGCCAGGGUGACGGCGCCGCCGUCGCGGCGGCGGCGCUGCCCUCGGGCCUGAGCGACGCAGGCGACGGGGACUGCGGGGCAGGUAGCGACGGAGAGGCCUCUGCGGCGUCACCGCUGUCUGCCGCUGCAGCAGCAGCAGCAGCAGCGGCCCCAAAGAAGAAGCGGGUCACAUUUGCGGAUGAGCUGUCUGGCAGCGAGAGCAGCGAGGGCGAGGGGGAGUGGGAGGAGCGGCCCAAGCUGAGCCGGGACCAGAUCCGGGAGGCGCGGCGGGAGCACAAGAAGGAGACCAAGGCGGCCAACCAGGAGCGGCGCAAGCAGAAGAUGCCCAAGCACGUGAAGAAGCGGGCGGUCAGCAAGGGCAAGGCCAAGAAGUGAGGGGCGCGGCGCGGGCCAGCCCUCUGGCGGCUCCCGAGGCCUCCUGUCUGUUGGCCACUGGGUGGCACCCUGUUGUGUCGAUCUCUUGCUGUGGCUGCCAACCUGACUCUCUAGCUCGUCGCUUGACACAUGGGCACAACAGAAGCAGGGCACAACAGAUGCCGGGGGAUGCUCCUAGUGGAAAAAACAAGGGGGAAAGAGAGAGCCAUGCAAGGGCCAUCCAUCCACACAGACGGAUGGGCACUUGGGGAAGAAGUUGGAAAGGAAAAAAUCCUCAAGUGGACGCAGGAGUGGAUCCUUUGAAUGCUGUGCACACACUCGGGGCGUGGCAGGGUUGGUGGGACUUGCAGGGCGGGAGUGCUGACAAUGUGCGGGUGUUUCAGGUCUUGGGACAGGCAUUAAGGGCAUGCAUGGGAGCAGGUCGACCCCAUUUUGAGGGCAACAGGCGGUGUCAGGCGAUCAAGGGAAUGGCUCGGCAGGCGUGAAUCAAACUGUUGACGUCGCUGUAGCGGCUGGCCAGGCGCCGGCCGACAGCCCCAGCGCGCAGGCGGUGGGAAACAAAAUGGAAACACACACAGGUGCACAGGGGGUCCUGUAGGUUGCUGCCAAGGAGGCGCCUGCGGCGCGCAGCCCGGCUCUGGGCAGCUGCACCGUCAGAAAGCACUCGGGACAUGAGGCAACACGGCUGUCGCGGCACACGAUUCGCGAGCCCUGGGCAUCAGGCAUCGUCGUUGCUGGUGGCGGAACGGCGGGUGCCCGCAGCCCCGCACGCCU